CGUCCCCGUCCCCUGCGGCCGCCACCGCCAACGCCGCCGGGACUGGAGCGCUGACACCACUGCAUCCGCGGGUUUCCAGGCAGCCCGGAUCCGGGCCUUUAUUUCUCGCCUGCAGCGCUCAGCACCGCGCCUCGAAAAGGGGCCUGGGUUUCAUCCCUGGUCGGGGAACUAAGAUCCCGCAAGCCGCAAAAAUCUGAUUGGUUCACACGGUGGCACACUGAACUUGAUGGCCAAACACCAGAGCACCCUAGAAAGCGUAAUUGAAAGAAUGCUCAUGUUUGACCCAGUCCCUGUCAAGCAAGAGGCCAUGGAUCCUGUCUCAGUGUCAUACCCGUCCAAUUACAUGGAGUCGAUGAAGCCCAACAAGUAUGGCGUCAUCUACUCCGCACCGUUAUCUGAUAAGUUCUUCCAGACCCCAGAAGGCCUGUCGCACGGGAUGCAGAUGGAGCCGGUGGACCUCACCGUGAACAAGCGGAGCUCGCCGCCCUCUGCCGGGAACUCCCCCUCCUCCCUGAAGUUCCAGUCCUUGCACCGGAGGGCCUCGCCGGGGCUGAGCCUGCCCUCGUCCAGCCCACCCGGGAAGAAGUACUCGCCGCCGCCGCCGCCCGGCGUGCAGCCCUUCAGCGUGCCGCUGUCCAUGCCGCCUGUGAUGGCCGCGGCCCUCUCCCGCCACGGCAUCCGGAGCCCCGGCAUCCUGCCCGUCAUCCAGCCUGUUGUCGUGCAGCCCGUCCCCUUCAUGUACACCAGCCACCUCCAGCAGCCGCUCAUGGUCUCCUUGUCGGACGAGAUGGAAAAUUCCAGUAGUAGCAUGCAAGUCCCUGUAAUUGAAUCAUAUGAGAAGCCUCUAUUACAGAAAAAAAUUAAAAUAGAACCUGGGAUCGAACCACAGAGGACAGAUUAUUAUCCUGAAGAAAUGUCACCCCCUUUAAUGAACUCAGUGUCCCCCCCGCAAGCACUGUUACAAGAGAAUCACCCUUCAGUCAUCGUGCAGCCCGGGAAGAGACCUUUACCUGUGGAAUCUCCAGACACCCAGAGGAAGCGGCGGAUACACAGAUGUGAUUAUGAUGGAUGCAACAAAGUAUACACUAAAAGCUCUCACUUGAAAGCACACAGAAGAACACAUACAGGAGAAAAACCCUACAAAUGUACAUGGGAAGGAUGCACAUGGAAAUUUGCUCGGUCUGAUGAACUCACGAGACAUUUCCGAAAACAUACUGGAAUCAAACCCUUCCAGUGUCCAGACUGUGACCGCAGCUUCUCCCGCUCCGACCACCUUGCCCUCCAUAGGAAACGCCACAUGCUCGUUUGAAUGCCUCUAUCUCCCGCCUCAGCGUGGCUCCCACUCUCCCAGCUCUCUCCCUGUCCUCCCUCCCGUUAUCUAACUCAUCUUUUUACAUGUACAUUUUAAUUUUGAUUCAGCUGGUCUGAAUCUCUGAAUUUAUAUCAUUCAAACUUCCAUAUGGUCAGUAGUAAAUGUUCUCUAAUCCUCCCUCUCCUUACCACGGGUCAGACCUAAAGAAUGUGAACACUUUUUUUUUUUUUUCUUUUUUUUUUCCGGGGAUGCUAAGCAAACCCUUCUUAGAGAUAACGUUUAAUGUAAUGAAAACAAGGGAACAUGUAAAUUAACAUAACCAAUUGUUUCUCCAUGUAAUCCUCAAAAGAAUGUCAAAGUAAAUGUAUUAGAAAUACA
Balaenoptera acutorostrata (minke whale) is the source of this 1690-nucleotide messenger RNA. RefSeq names its product KLF transcription factor 3 (gene KLF3). The record is from RefSeq and is a predicted model, not a curated record. Bases 227 to 1309 code for a protein of 360 amino acids. The transcript has 7 exons. Gene Ontology annotation, biological process: regulation of transcription by RNA polymerase II. Gene Ontology annotation, molecular function: DNA-binding transcription factor activity, RNA polymerase II-specific; RNA polymerase II cis-regulatory region sequence-specific DNA binding. NCBI's taxonomy places the organism in Eukaryota, Metazoa, Chordata, Mammalia, Artiodactyla, Balaenopteridae.